Molecule: messenger RNA, 1380 nt
Organism: Colletotrichum karsti
Lineage: Eukaryota; Fungi; Ascomycota; Sordariomycetes; Glomerellales; Glomerellaceae
Product: putative l-galactonate dehydratase protein
Exons: 5
Coding region: 1-1380 (459 amino acids)
Biological process (GO): carbohydrate catabolic process; amino acid catabolic process
Molecular function (GO): magnesium ion binding; hydro-lyase activity
Source: RefSeq, a predicted model, not a curated record
AUGGCUUCCCUUAAACAUGUCGAAGUUGGUGACGUGAAGAUUCUGGGCUUUACAGUCAUUGAUAUACGAUUCCCAACAAGUCUCGACGGAGUUGGCUCCGAUGCCAUGCACGUUGGCACCAAUGGCUCCCAUCCGUACAUACAGCUGCACACAAACCAUGAGAAUCUCAUAGGAGAGGGCAUCGCAUUUAGCAACGGCCGUGGAAGCGAGCUCGUUUGCAUGGCUCUCGACGUCUUCGCUAAGAGGGUUGUCGGGAAGACCAUGCAUGAACUCACACGUAAUAUGGGAAAGACUUGGCGAUAUAUGGUCUCGGACUCCCAGUACCGAUGGAUCGGCCCUGAGAAGAGCGUCACACACUUGGCCGUUGCCGGAGUUUUGAACGCCGUCUGGGACCUCUGGGGCAAGAUUCUGCAGAAGCCGGUGUGGCAGAUCGUUUGCGACAUGAGCCCGGAAGAGAUUGUGCGGUGUAUCGACUUUCGCUACAUCACAGACGUCAUUACACCGGAAGAAAGCGUUGACAUGCUGAAGAAAACAGAGCCCGGAAAGCAAGACCGGCUGCGGGAAGCGCGGGAAAACUGCGCUGUCCCGGCAUACACUACGUCUCCCGGCUGGCUUGCUUUCUCGGGCGAUCGUAUGAAACAGGUUCUUGAAGAGACAAUUGCCGAGGGAUACACAGUCUUCAAGUUCAAGGUCGGUACGAGCGUCGAUGCUGACCGCGCCCGAUUGUCGGCGGUGCGAGAAGUUCUUGGGUACGAGAAGGGCUACCAGAUCAUGAUCGAUGCGAAUCAAGUAUGGAGUGUUCCAGAGGCAAUCGACUACAUGAAGAAUUUGGUUGAGUUCAAGCCGGUAUUUAUCGAAGAGCCAACAAACCCUGACGACGUCCUCGGUCACGCCACCAUUCGGAAAGCUCUCAAGCCGUACGGAGUUGGUGUCGCGACAGGGGAAGCCGCGCAGAACCGCGUGACCUUCAAGCAACUGCUUCAAGCUGAGGCAACAGAUGUCUGCCAAAUCGAUGCAGUCCGCCUCGGCAGCGUUAACGAGUGCUUGGCGGUCAUGCUUAUGGCAUUGAAAUUUGACGUCCCAUGCGUACCUCACAAUGGUGCCAUGGGCCUCACCGAGCUCACCUCCCAUCUCAGCACCAUUGACUACGUCGCUAUCAGCGGCAGAAAGUCAAUGCUCGAAAACGCCGACAGUCAUCGGGAGAACUUGCGCCACCCUUCCAAGAUCAUGAAUGCUCAUUAUGUGACGCCCCUGGCGCCGGGCUAUUCCACGGGUUACACGGAUGACGCCCUCGAGAAGUACACAUACCCCAGUGGAAGCUUCUGGAAAAGCGAUGUUGGGCUUCGUAUUAUUGAUCAGCCCACCGGUGGAGAGUUGUAA